Messenger RNA from Uranotaenia lowii, 2015 nucleotides. RefSeq names its product transmembrane protein 53-B. The transcript has 4 exons. The coding region runs from base 501 to 1406 and encodes 301 amino acids. Lineage: Eukaryota; Metazoa; Arthropoda; Insecta; Diptera; Culicidae. The record is from RefSeq and is a predicted model, not a curated record.
AAACGAGAAAAAAAAACCUUAGCACUUGUAUUCGAGAGCAAAACCUGGUCGAUUUUCCUGGAAGUGGUUGUUUUUGAGUUUGAUGGUACUACGGGAUAGAAAAUUAAAAGUUUUUAAAGUUGUUUCAUUAAGUUUUCAUUCGCUAAGCUUAUUUUGUUCCGCUUUCGGAAAAAAAAUCAAAAGACGCUGAAAUUUCAUCAUUGAAGUUGAAAUUUUCGCUUCAAGCAGGUUGUAAAAUGUUGUAUAAUUCAACCAAUUGAUUCCACUGGGGGAGAAAAAAAAAAGUUUGCUGCAGAUUUUUGAUGUAAAAUUAUCAGCUGGUCAAGUGGAGCAGAGUGGUGCAAGCAAGUGCGAAUUGUUGUGUGUUCCUAAAACUAUGAAGUGAAAGGUCGAUUGCUUUCGUAAGCUACAAAAUCAGGAAGGAAAAUCUGCAAUCAUUCCAGAUUCUUGAGGAAUAAAAAAAAUCGGCAGCUAGGAACGAACCAAAAGCGAUUGUGGGAAUGUCUGCCACCUACAGCCGUGUGGACGAUUACCCGAUGAACGAUGGGCUGGAAUAUUUUAUCAAAUUCCCCUCGCCAAACUUCAGAACGGAGGCCCAGGGAGCGGAAUCGGACUACGUGUUUGUUUGCAACGAAACCAAUGUGCCGAUCGUGCUGCUGCUGGGAUGGGCCGGAUGUCAGGACAAGUACCUCAUGAAGUAUUCCAAGAUCUACGAAGAUCGAGGACUCAUAACAAUCCGCUACACGGCCCCGGUAGAAACCCUCUUUUGGAAGCGAGCCGGGAUGAUCCAGAUCGGGGAAAAGAUCUUGAAACUAAUCUACGAUAUGAACUUCGACAGCCAUCCACUGAUAUUCCACGUGUUCUCCAACGGGGGAGCUUUCCUGUACCAGCACAUAGCGCUGGCCAACCGGAUGUCCAAGAAACCGAUUCAGAUUUGUGGAAUGAUUUUCGAUUCAGCGCCCGGUGAUCGGAGGAUGUUAGGAUUGUUUCGAGCGGUGUCAGCCAUCUUUGGACGGGAACGCUGGGGAAACUUUCUGGUUUCCAGUUUUUUGACAAUUUCGAUGAUCCUGGCGUGGACUGUAGUGGAUGCCUACAACUACGUGUGGAAUUUUAUACGACCCAGCGGAUAUGAAGUACAAACGAAUCCUUCGCACAAUCUGAAAUUUGAAAGCAACUGUUGGCCUCAGUUAUACCUUUACUCCAAAGAAGAUCUACUGAUUCCGUACACGGAUAUCGAAAAGUUUGCCGCCUAUCGUCAAAGCAUUGGGACAGAUGUGCGGAUGAUAUGUUUCGAUCGAUCGGAGCACGUGAAACACUACAUUCGACACCCACAGCAGUAUAUCUACAGCGUGUGCAAAUUUAUCAACGAUUGCCUAACACUCUAUUAUGGAAAAUAUCAUUCCUAAGAAUUCCUUUUAAAUUAUAUACACUUUUGUAGGUAUCGAUCUGGUUACGAUUCUAAGAUCAUUAGACAACAGAAUCAGGAAGCCUUCGAAGCCAAAACGAGUAACGAGUUAGCAAAAUAAAACAAUUCUUACCCACUUUCCUACUACAGGGUAACCCGUGAAAACCUAGCUCCUAAACUAGCGAUGAAUUCAAUUUUAGAAUACUGAUCAAACAGUAGUCAAUAAAUAAGAAACAAAAUCUUUAAACUUCCUUUCAGCAUAAUUUUCUGCACAAAGAAUUAACAAAACGCUCAACAAGUUUCUAAUUAAGGUUUGCCCAAAGUAUGUUAUGAUCAUUUUUUCCCAUUCGCACAGAAUAUUUAACAUUCAGCCAAUAUACUCAAAGUAUUAGUUACAUUCGAAGGAACUUCGAGAAAGGUCUCAGUUCCGUUUUUUUGGUGAGAAAUAUUAACAAUUUAUUGUGAUAUUCAUCGGAAGCAAAACAAUAUAUGCCUUUUUCUUAGAAGCCCUUGAUUUUGUCCAACAAAUUAGUUGUUACUAAACUGCAAUGCUACAGAAGAUUGUUUGUUGCGAGUUGAAUCUUUGAGAUACGACAUGAAUAAAUUUAAG